CACAGCAAGACAGCAGUGAAGACACACAGCAGCUUCGCAGGGCAGGAGGCCAGUACCUGGAGGACACCAGCUCAGGACAUGGAUCAAUGCAGGACUUUUUUCUUCUGUCUGUGCCUUCUGGCAUCUCAGAGCACCACUGCAGAGGUGAAAACAGAUCUCCGGCGCUUGAUGAUGUUGAUGGAGAAGCCUCUGAGCCGGAGCUUGUCUUCCUCCAUCGGCCCCAGGUACAUCCGGCGCCUGGAGCAGAUGCUGCUUAACUCCACCUUCAAUGGCCACAACUUGACCUUGCAGACGAACUUCAUCCAAUCUCUGGUCUUCAAGUUGGGUUGCAACUUCCCCGGCUUCUCUCUGACCAGUGCCACCCUGGAGCCUGUCCCCCAGGCUUGGGCCCCACAUGGCAUGCAGUUUCCCGCCGAGCUGACCCGGGGUGCCUGUGAGACCUCCCAGCCUACAGAGCUUCGGCUCAUCUGCAUCUACUUCUUCACCGCAAACCUUUUCCAGGAUGGCAGCAACUCUUCCCUGCUCAAUAACUAUGUCCUGGGAGCCCAGCUGGAUCACAGGCUGGUACACAACCUCCAGGAGCCUGUCAACAUUAGCUUCUGGCACAACCAAAGCCUGGAGGGCUACACAGUGACCUGUGUCUUCUGGAAGGAGGGAGCCAGCAAGGGCCGCUGGGGGGCCUGGAGCCCUGAGGGCUGUCACACAGAGCAGCCCUCGUCCUCACAGGUGCUCUGCCACUGCAACCACCUCACCUACUUUGCUGUCCUCAUGCAACUGUCCCAAGACCCAGUGCCUCCCGAACUUCAGGUGCCUCUUAAGUACAUCUCCAUUGUGGGUUGCAGUGUCUCCAUUAUGGCCUCACUGCUCACGAUUCUGCUGCAUGUCCACUCCAGGAAGCAGAGUGACUCCAUCACACGCAUCCACAUGAAUCUGCACGCCUCUGUGUUGCUCCUGAACAGCACCUUUCUCCUGAGUUCUGCAAUGGCCAUGCCCACCAUACCCAGAUCAGCUUGUAUGGCACUGGCUGCCACCCUACACUACGCACUGCUUAGUUGCUUCACCUGGAUGGCCAUCGAAGGCUUCAACCUCUACCUUCUUCUGGGGCGUGUCUACAAUGUUUAUAUUCGCCGAUACUUGCUCAAGCUUUGUGUGCUGGGCUGGGGGUUCCCAGGCCUCCUGGUGUUGCUUCUCCUGGUGGUCAGGAGCUCAGUGUAUGGACCUUAUGUGACCUCCUUCUCCGAGAACCAGGAAAACAGCACAAGUGCUCAGAACAUGUCCAUAUGCUGGGUGUGCAGCCCGGUGGUACACCAUGUUCUGGUCAUGGGCUAUGGUGGCCUCACAUCGCUGUUCAACCUGGUGGUGCUGGCCUGGGCGCUGCGGAUCUUGCUGAGGCUGUGGGCUCGAGACAAGGUGCUGAAUCCCUGGGCCUGCUGGAACACUGUCACGGUGCUGGGUCUCACCAUACUGCUGGGCACCACCUGGGCUUUGGCCUUCUUCUCCUUUGGUGUCUUCCUGGUGCCCCAGCUCUUCCUCUUCACCAUCUUCAACUCAUUCUACGGUUUCUUCCUUUUCCUGUGGUUCUGCUUCCAGAGGUGUCGCUCAAAGGCUGAGGCUGAGGCAGAGAUGGAGGCAGCCAGCUCCUCCCAGACUAUGCACUAACCUGCUACCUGGCCUGCAGCCCCAGACUCUCUGACUGCUGUUAGCCCAAGACCUAGGCCCUCCUGGGGGGGCCUUUUCCACCUCUGUGAAUUACCCUGGUACAGAAGGCAGGGCAUGGCUCUGUGUUCCAAACCCUCUGUAACCUGGAGGCAGCCCUGAUGGACACCCUGUGGACAGGGCACAGGCCUGGGAGUCAGAAUGCCAUGUUCUACUUUCUUCCUGGUGAGGAAUGGACUGCACCUGGCCUGCCUUGCUCAACACUUACAGAGACCCACCCAGCGUCAGCUCUCACCAACCUGUGGCCUAUGCCUGGGGCCAGUUUUCCUUAACCAACCCCAAAUGAUGGUGAUUCCAACUCUGAGCCCUCUUCCCAAAGAUUGGGAAAUUCAGUCCUCCCCUAUCAGUGCUCCCCAAAUCCCCACAGGCCUCGUAAACCAGCAGCCAAAGCCAGGGCCUCUGUUUUUUUUUCCCUGAAGCUGAGGGAGCUGGACCUGAAGGACUCAGGUCUUAGACCAUUGUAUAGGAUUUAAUUCUCCUGCUGGACGUGAGGGUGUGUGUUCACAGUCCACAAACUUUCUGCACACAAGUGGAGAGAAUCCACGUUGCCCGGCCUGUCAGACCAAGUGGGCGACAGUGUUCAUUAAGCCAGUGCUUUCCCCUGGUUGGACACCAGGCGGUGCUGUUGGCCUGUGCGCCAAGACAAGUCACCUGUCUGAGAACCUGUGCACUAGCUGGAGUGGCUGGGACCUCCAGGACUAUCCCUGUGGAGCAACUGGCAGGAAGCAUGAGCCAUUCACAUAUUUAUUGUCUCUCUCCCUGUACAGCUGACCAAGGUCACUCUUGAGGGCUUGUGCCCAGGCAUUAGACCAGCUGGCCAGCACAGACUCAGGACCUGUGCCAGCCAUCAGUGAGGGAAUUGGAGCUGGAUCCCUGUCCUCCCAGGGGUUACUUGGCCUGCCUGGGGGUUUCUGGAUUUCUAUAGCUCCUCACUGGCUGGUACAGGCUCUGAGUCUAGACACCAACUCUGCCACUUGCUAGCUGUGUGUCUGUGGACAAGUCAUUCAACCUUUCUGUGCCUUAUUUUCUACAACAGGGACAAUAGUAGUAGCUUUUGAAGAUUCAGUAAAAGACUUCAUUUAAGUCUCAGCACAGUGAGUCUUUACUAAAUGAUU
Nannospalax galili (Upper Galilee mountains blind mole rat) is the source of this 2831-nucleotide messenger RNA. RefSeq names its product adhesion G protein-coupled receptor G5 (gene Adgrg5). Gene Ontology annotation, biological process: cell surface receptor signaling pathway; adenylate cyclase-activating G protein-coupled receptor signaling pathway. The record is from RefSeq and is a predicted model, not a curated record. The coding region runs from base 79 to 1659 and encodes 526 amino acids. The transcript has 12 exons. Gene Ontology annotation, cellular component: membrane. Lineage: Eukaryota; Metazoa; Chordata; Mammalia; Rodentia; Spalacidae. Gene Ontology annotation, molecular function: G protein-coupled receptor activity.